This is a messenger RNA of Zophobas morio, 2650 nucleotides long. RefSeq lists its product as uncharacterized. Gene Ontology annotation, molecular function: 3'-5'-RNA exonuclease activity; nucleotide binding; single-stranded RNA binding. NCBI's taxonomy places the organism in Eukaryota, Metazoa, Arthropoda, Insecta, Coleoptera, Tenebrionidae. Gene Ontology annotation, cellular component: nucleolus; nuclear exosome (RNase complex). The coding region runs from base 170 to 2515 and encodes 781 amino acids. Gene Ontology annotation, biological process: exonucleolytic trimming to generate mature 3'-end of 5.8S rRNA from tricistronic rRNA transcript (SSU-rRNA, 5.8S rRNA, LSU-rRNA); histone mRNA catabolic process; nuclear polyadenylation-dependent snoRNA catabolic process. The record is from RefSeq and is a predicted model, not a curated record. The transcript has 2 exons.
GUAAGACGCUGUCAAAUAAUCAGUCAAUAAAUAAAUAAACUCAGAUUUAAGAAGAUAAAUACCUAAAAUCUUCAGUAAUUAACCGAAAAUUUUAGGAAUUUUCACAUUACUUGAGUAUAUCAAUUGAAGAAACUGAGUGAAAACCAGAACGAAUCAUUUGAUAACGAAAAUGUCAGAACUGACUGGAGGAGUCGAUGUCGAGGACGCCUUUACAGUUUUAGACGAAGUAAAUGAAGUACUAGAGGAAUUAUCCAAUCGAGAGACCUCUGUUAAAAAUGCUGAUGUGUCAGAAGUCGUUGUUAAAGAGGAAAAUGAAGAUCCUGCAGAAGAAAUUCAGCACGUAAAUUUAGAAACUAUACAAAAAGAGGAAAUGAACGAAGAAUGUGAUGUUGACAUGUGUGAGGAAGGUGGUGAUGAACAGCAAACAUUACAAACUGAAGAUAACGGUGCAGAAAAUAGUGUGAACGAUGACGAGUGUGAGGGUGAUGAAGAAGAACCUUGCAUUGAACAAUCUGACACAGUUGAUGACGAACCAACACCUGAAUUCAGUGACGAGAUUGUAAAACAAGCUGAAGUUAGCGGGAAUCUGGACGAAACUGGCAAUUUACGCGGUUCCGAUGUGUCACAAUAUGUAGAGGAAGAGGAACUUGAAAAACCAGAAGAAGAAUCUGAAAAACCUGAAAGUAAUGACACUCACCCAUAUCUCUACAUCAUUGAAACUUUUGAGUAUGAAAAGGAUCAAUUAAAUCUAACAACAGUGGGAAGUGUAAAAACACUAGAGGAAACUCCGUUUUAUAUGAUUUCGACUAGAACAGGAUUAGUCAAACUAUUACAAUCGUUAAGAAAUGUUAAAGAAAUUGGUUUAGACAUAGUGAGAGCUACAAAAGAUUUUGCAGGUACUAUUUGCUUAAUUUUAAUAUCGACACGUGAUGCCGACUAUUGUAUAGAUGCCUUAAAAUUGCAUCAUGAUCUGUUGCUGUUGACGGAAAUCUUUAUUAAUCCAAAAAUUUUAAAGAUCCUGGUUCGUGCAAAAUUUGUAUUGACUUACCUGCAACAAAACCUGCAUUUGUAUGUGAUUAACAUUUUUGAUAUUCAUCAAGUUAGAUCUGCUUUAAUGGGAGCUGAGGCUGAGGCUUGGACGCUGAAUUCUAUAUUGAAAAGUGAAUAUAAUUUUGAAAGAGGUCAGCUGAAAAAUCCAGAUCAUCAUAGGCGCCCAUUGCCCGAAGCCUACAAGACUUACUAUAGAGCUGGACCACAUUAUUUUAUUUAUAUUUACCAUGAUUAUAAAAACAGACUAAUUCUUAAAGAUGCUGAUUUAUAUAAAACAAAAUUGGAUGAGUUUAGAAAUAUGUGCAAAAUUGUGUUUUCAGAUAUGAACUCAGCAUCUUACAAGUCAUUAGAGGAUGAACUGAAAAAUCACCACAAAUGUGAAGUUGAACUUCUAAAAAAAAUAUUUGACUGGAGAGCUACUCUUGCACGAAAGAAGAAUCUAAAGUGUGAGAUGAUUCUUCCAAAAUCAGGUAUAUUCAGUCUUGUAAAACAACUUCCUACUGAAGAUAAUCAGAUUACUGCUUGUACAAAGUCUCCUCAUAUAAAAGGCGAUAUUGAAAAAUUGAAGUUUUUAAUAAAUGAAGCAAAAAUUAAGCACAACAUACGACCCAAAAAAAUCAGAAAUAAGAAGGGAUCUUUUUUGGUACCUAUGAACGAGUCACCAAUGCAAGGAAAUUUCCAGCAAAAACGAAAACAACUGAGUUAUCAGAAUGAAGUACAAAUUAAGCACAGACGUAUUGAACAUGUUAAUGGUGGAGCAAAAAAUAAUUUCCAGUAUAAACCAAUCAAGAAAAAAGUGAAUGAAAAAUUUGCAUUUAAUCAAAAUAAGCAAAAACAGUCUCCACAGAACAAAAAUGUGAGACAUCCAAACCAAACUAGUCUGUAUCAAAAUAAAAACAUAAAUGAAAAACCGUGGAUGGACAAACAGAAUAGUCGAGGCUCAUUCUUUGAUAAUAGCAGGGAUUCUUUUAAUAUGACCACAUCGAGUAAAAAAAGGAGUAGAUUUCAGCCACCUAAUAACAGAUACACAGAUACAAAUGAAAGUGAUGAUGUAAAUGAAGUUUUCUUGAGCCCCACCAGUGUUCCUUCGUCUUUUACAUUUCAAACUAAUUCAUCUAGAAAUCAUGCAGGUUCGAAUAGAAAUAAUUUUGACAGACAAACUCAUGAAAUAAUGCAAAUGGGAAACUUUGCUUCAUCUUCAAGGGAUAUGAGGCAAAUGAGUGAUAACGACAAUGAACAAGAAACGCUGUUUAAAUCAUUGAUUGAUUUAAAACAAGUUAGAGAUAAUAUAAGAUUACAAACUGAAAAUUAUGGAGGAAGUUUUAAAUCACCAAAGUACCAAGGUCUGAAUACCAUUGACCAUAAAAUUAAUAACUUAGAAAGACGACUUCAACAAAAACAAUCAAGAAAUCGCCGUGGAAAUCAUGGUGGAAACAGUAACGCCCCGUAUACGCGACGUUAUUAAUAUCUGUUUAAAAGUAUGGAAUAAUAUUUACCUUUAUUGUAUGUAAUAAGUAGCUGUUUAAUAAGUUACAAGUAACUAAAACUGUGUUUUUUUGCAUUUGUUCAAAAUGCGUCAAAUAUACAUUAUUUCAAAAUA